This is a messenger RNA of Monoraphidium neglectum, 1839 nucleotides long. RefSeq names its product peptidase S8/S53 subtilisin kexin sedolisin. Gene Ontology annotation, biological process: proteolysis. Gene Ontology annotation, molecular function: serine-type endopeptidase activity. The record is from RefSeq and is a predicted model, not a curated record. Bases 1 to 1839 code for a protein of 612 amino acids. NCBI's taxonomy places the organism in Eukaryota, Viridiplantae, Chlorophyta, Chlorophyceae, Sphaeropleales, Selenastraceae. The transcript is spliced from 5 exons.
AUGACCCUGCCUCGCAUUCACUGCGCCGACUACACGCACCCAGACCUCGGCUCGUGCGCCGCCCCCGGCGCCCCCGAGCCCUGCCGCGUGGCUUACGCAAAGGACUUCACCGCAGUGGACGACGGCAUGGCUGAUGCGGACGGGCACGGCACCAACGUCGCAUCCAUCGUUGCGCGGGUGGCUCCAGGCGUGCAGAUCCUUGCGCUGGACGUCUUCACAAACAACCUGGCAGGCGGCACGUUUGCCUGGGACAGCGACAUCCUAGCCGCCAUCGACUGGGUCGUCAAGGCCAAGACUAGCGGGCAGUACAACGUGUGCGCCAUCAAUCUGUCCCUGGGCAAAGCGGCGUACUACGCGAGCACCUGCCAGGGCGGCGCGUACGAGCCGGCGCUGGCCGCCGCUCGCGAGGCGGGGAUCGCCACAACUGUCGCGGCCAGUAAUGGAGCCAACAAGAACGGCCUGCCCUCGCCCGCCUGCUCGCCGUCGGCGGUGUCCGUCGGGGCCAUCUACGACGACAACUUUGGCGCUCGCGACUGGGGCGUCUGCUCCGACGCCGCCAUCGCCGCCGGCCAGGUUGCGUGCUUCAGCAACAGCGCCAGCUACCUCACUCUCCUGGCGCCGGGCGCCGUCAUCAACGCCGGCGGCUGGAGCAUGGCCGGCACGAGCCAGGCCGCGCCGCACGUCGCGGGGGCGAUUGCAGUGCUCAAGGCAGCCCGACCGGAUGCCAUCGUGUCCCAGAUCAUUGCCGUCCUGCAGUCCAGCGGCAAACUGGUGACCGACCCGGGCAACCGCGUCACCACGUCGCGCAUCGACGUGGACGCGGCGGUCGCGGCCCUCGCCGGCGGCGGCGGCGGCGGCGUGGGGGCCAACACCGACACGGCGCCGCCGAUAGUCAGCGCGUUCCUGAUCAACGGCGGCGCGACGACGACGGCGUCCCUGGACGUGACCCUGACGAUCGCUGCCCAGGACGCGAGCGGCGUUGCUUCGAUGUGUAUCGCCAACGAUGCCGCCGCCGCCGGCGCCGGCUGCGCGCCCUUCGAGGCGUUCUCCGUCUCCAAGGCGUGGCGGCUGGCGGACGGCCCCGACGGUGCGCGCGCGGUGUUUGUCCUGCUGCGCGAUGCGCAGGGCAACACCAUGGCGGCGCCCGCCUCGGCUUCCGUGCAGUAUCUCGCCCCCAGCAGUACGCUCGUGAUCAACAACGGCGCGAAGUACACCAACUCGAGGACUGCGACCUUGGCAAUCGCCGCCGAGGGGGCGACCCCCCAAAACACCAAGAUUUGCAUCACCCAGACUGCGACUUCGGCCGACGGCUGCGCGUCUUGGUCUGGCUUUUCGGCUUCCAAGAAGAUCUCCCUUGGAUCUGCUGCGUCCCAGGGGCUCAGGACAGUCAGGGUCUUCUUCCGCGGCACGGCCGCACCAGCCAACGCGCCGCCGCCAGCUGAGGCGACCGUCACAUUUGACAGUGUCCCGCCGGUGAUGGCGGCGGCGCCGAUGGCGCUCGCUGCGACGGCGACCAGCAGCAGCGUGGCCGUUACUUUCAUCCAGGCCGCCACCGACGACGCGUCCGGAGUUGCGUCGUACACUGUCGUGGGCCGCCAGGCCUCGUUGGCCCCCUCCAAGUGCACCAGUGCAGCCCUCAAAAAGGCGCAGAGCAUCGGCCUGGCGAGCGUCCAGCCGGCGGCGACGGCCUCGGCCGGGGCGGCGGCCGCGCCGGUGAGCGUCUCCUUUUCGGGCUUGAAGCCAGCCGCUUCUUAUGCGUUCAGGGUUUGCGCGACAGACAACGCCGGCAACAUGGCCACGGGCAUCACCGUGGUGGCUAAGACAACAGUUGCCGCUUGA